AUGGGCACUUCAGACAAACGAACAAGCCCCAGUGCGAGUCCAAAGGGGAGUCCGCGAAUGCAAGAUAAGCCGGAUGAUGUCAAUGAUCCAGAACAAGCACAACAACAACAACAAGAACCCCUCCCCCAAAACCAAGGCCUCCUCCACGGAAACACCUUAAUCGAGGCCGGCGGCAGCGACGAAGACGGCGAAUUCUCAGCCAGCGACUUUGACGCCGACUCGAUAGCCGGUGACUCUGACUCUACCUCGAUCGGCUCGAGCAUCUACGAGCACAGCUUUCAAAACGGACGUCGGUAUCAUCGCUAUCGCCAUGGGAGGUACCCGCUGCCGAAUGACGAGGCGGAGCAGAAUAGGGAGGAUAUGCUGCAUGCCAUGAUGCUGGAGGCUACAGAUGGGAGAUUGUGCUAUGCUCCUAUUGGGAAGAAUCCGCAAAAGAUUGCUGAUUUGGGGACUGGGACUGGGAUAUGGGCUAUUGAGAUGGGAGACAAGUAUCCGAGUGCAGAGGUGCUGGGUCUCGAUCUCAGCCCAAUUCAGCCUUGCUGGGUACCUCCAAACGUCAAAUUCUUGGUCGACGACGUUGAAGAUGAGUGGCUGAACGGCGACGACUUUGACUUUGUCCACCUCCGCAACAUGAUCCCCAUCCUCAAGUCCCCAGUGCGUCUCCUCAAGCAAGCAUACGCAAACAUGAAGCCCGGAGCCUGGGUGGAACUCCAAGACGUCGAUGGCCAAGUACACACCGACGACGACACCAUCCCCGAGGACUGGCCCCUUAAACGCUUCACAGAGUACCUCGUCCAGGCCUUUGCCCAGUUCGAAACCAAUGCGCAUGCUGCUGUAUUUGGAGGCCAGUAUCUUGCUGAGGCAGGCUUCGUCAAUAUCCAGCACAACUACAUCAAGCUUCCCUACGGCACAUGGCCCAAAGACAAAGUCAUGCGUCUGGUAGGCAUGUACUACCGCACCGCCUGCGAAGAAUUCUUCCCCGCUGUAGGAGCCCUCCACUUCCCCAAGAUGGGCUGGGAAAAAAACGAGAUGGAGAUCUUCUUUGCCGAGUGCCGCAAGUCGAUGAGAGACCCUAGAGUACAUGCCUACGGAAAGAUGCAUUUCUGGAGCGGUCAGAAGCCUCUCGACGCUGAGUAG
This is a messenger RNA of Fusarium keratoplasticum, 1137 nucleotides long. RefSeq lists its product as uncharacterized. Lineage: Eukaryota; Fungi; Ascomycota; Sordariomycetes; Hypocreales; Nectriaceae. The record is from RefSeq and is a predicted model, not a curated record. Gene Ontology annotation, molecular function: methyltransferase activity. The coding region runs from base 1 to 1137 and encodes 378 amino acids. The transcript has 6 exons.